Molecule: messenger RNA, 207 nt
Organism: Peronospora farinosa
Lineage: Eukaryota; Oomycota; Peronosporomycetes; Peronosporales; Peronosporaceae
Source: the annotation of a GenBank genome assembly
AUGGACCUGAUUGGUGACGAACGUGUCGUUAGUGGCACCGUAAAGCGUGCGUAUCCAUUACAGUUACUACAUCGGACAUGUGGUACUACCUCUUUAGGUGGCGGAGAAUUGGGCACAUUUGGUCCUGGCGUGGGGCCAUGCGGACGGGACGCAUCAGAAUUGACGGCUGUCGUAGUGGAAAACCAUAUCCUUCUUUGCUACAAAUAG